Molecule: messenger RNA, 257 nt
Organism: Paramecium sonneborni
Lineage: Eukaryota; Ciliophora; Oligohymenophorea; Peniculida; Parameciidae
Source: the annotation of a GenBank genome assembly
AUCUUGAUGAAAAAUAUAAUGAGAAGUAUUAAUAGAUAUAUUUAAAGUAAUAUUAUAAUUAGAGACAAAUAUAAAUAAGGAAUAAGAAUAGGAUUAUGGAAGUGGUAAUAAAAUAAUUAAAUAAUGUAUAAAAAACAAUAGUGGUUGUGGUUUCUAUAAUAAAGAUGGUAAAAAAUCUGGAAUUUGGAAAGAGUUGCAUCCAAAAUAUUCAGAAAUGUAAGUAUAAAUAUAAAGCAGCGCUAAUUGAUAAUGAAAGG